UUCCUCCCUCCUCGAGUCAAUAAACCCUGACUGAGAAGACGAAUAGCAGCAGAAAUGGUGCAGCGGCUUGUUUACCGGACGCGGCACAGCUAUGCCACUAAAUCGAACCAGCACCGUGUCGUCAAGACCCCCGGAGGGAAGCUGGUAUAUCAAACCACGAAAAAGAGAGCCAGCGGCCCGAAAUGUCCUGUCACCGGCAAGCGGAUUCAGGGUAUCCCUCAUCUAAGGCCUGUUGAAUACAAGAGGUCUAGAUUGUCUAGAAACAGAAGGACAGUCAACCGGGCAUAUGGUGGAGUCUUGUCCGGUUCUGCUGUAAGGGAAAGGAUCAUUCGGGCAUUCCUCGUUGAAGAGCAAAAGAUUGUGAAGAAGGUGUUGAAACUCCAAAAGGCCAAGGAGAAGCUAGCAGCCAAGAGUUAAGCCAAUCUAUUUAACAAUACCCCAGAUGAAAUAGUUUGUCUCUCUCUCUCUCUCUCUCAAUGGGUUAUGUUCUAAAUGAUAGGGCUGUCUCAGUCAUGCUUUGUAUGACCCUUUUGGUCUGACUCUGUCGACAAUUCAGCUGUAUUACUUCAGUUUUGUCUUGGAUUUAGUUUUAAAUGGCUGAGUUUUCGUUUGAUGUUGAAUUGAAGUCAUGAGAUGGUUUCUAUUGUUUGGGUUUA
Messenger RNA from Tarenaya hassleriana, 656 nucleotides. RefSeq names its product 60S ribosomal protein L34. Gene Ontology annotation, cellular component: cytosolic large ribosomal subunit; ribosome. Bases 55 to 417 code for a protein of 120 amino acids. The transcript is spliced from 4 exons. Gene Ontology annotation, molecular function: structural constituent of ribosome. Lineage: Eukaryota; Viridiplantae; Streptophyta; Magnoliopsida; Brassicales; Cleomaceae. Gene Ontology annotation, biological process: translation; ribosome biogenesis. The record is from RefSeq and is a predicted model, not a curated record.